AAGGUUACUGAAUUUCACCCGGAAGUAAAAUGAGCUAGUGCGCCUUAGUCGAAAGCAGUACGGAACACGACGGACAUUAGUCGUCAUUGGUACACUAAGGAGUGGAGUACACGUUAACUUCUAAUUUGACAGUAACAUUAUGACACGCUGGGCGAGAGCCAAAAAUGUCUAUAAACACAAAUCAACAGAUGCUGCAUCAUGGAGCCAAUUAAGGGCAGGCAUAGCAGAUGGAGGGAACUCUUCAGACAGCCAUUUGCAGGAUGAUGCUUCACACAGUUACCCUGAUGGAAAGAGAGCUAAUAAAUAUAGACAACUUGAUGGGAAUGGUUUCAUGGAGUAUAUGAAACACAAGAGGCAACGAUUACCUAAAGGAUGUCGAGGAAUGGCCACAGAGGAGCAGGACAUAAGAAAAGUAGUAGCCAUAACUAUAAAAAAAAACAAAAGAAGAGAAAAUCGGAGGAUAAAGAGACAGGAUGCUACAAAGAGCAACAUGGUGUGCUUUAACUGUAGAAAGCCUGGCCAUGGAUUGGCUGACUGCCCAAAAGCUGAUGAGGAAAUGGGUAGAGGGAUCUGCUUUCGCUGUGGUUCUACAGAGCAUGAGAUCCAGCGGUGUAGAGCUAAAGUAGAUCCUGCUAUGGGUGACUAUCCAUAUGCCAAAUGCUUCAUUUGUGGGAAGACUGGUCACCUAUCCAAAUCUUGCCCGGAUAACCCAAAAGGACUUUAUGCUGCAGGUGGCUGUUGUCGAAUUUGUGGUUCAGUAGAACACUUCCAGAAGGACUGCCCAGACCAUCAGACCUCAAGAACACGUGCUGACUUGGCCUCCAAACCCCCCAGAGCGCAAUCUGAUCGAGCACUUGUGGGAUGUACUGGACAAACAAGUCCAAUCCAUGGAUGCCCCACCUCACAACUUGCCGGACUUAAAGUAUCUGCUGCCAAUGUCUUGGUACCAGAUGCCGCAGCACACCUUCAGAGGAACUUUCCACAGGAACUAGGGAGUUUUGGAGGUAUUAGCAAAUUCCAUCACACUUGGUCGUCUGUCCAACAAGAUCAGUGCUGAUCAUGAGGACAUCAGUGUUCCUGUGACACAAGUGUCACUCAAGAAAGUCAAAGUUGUGGUAUACUGAGCAGAGCCAAUCAGUCUGAAAUAUUUGUCUCUGUUUUAAGAUAAUAUCGAAGCAUUUGGGAAGAUAUAGUUCAGGUAUUAUGUACACUCAACUUCUACUUUAAUACGAAAACAUGUACCUGCAUGCAAGUAUCCAAUCUACCUAUCAUGUGGCAUGUUUCUGAAAUACUCAAGCCUAUGGAAUCCCAAACCUGCCAAAAGAAGAAAUGGAUAAAUACAUAAAUAAAUCUACAAAUAAAUGUUAUAAAUAAAUGAG
Ictalurus punctatus (channel catfish) is the source of this 1379-nucleotide messenger RNA. RefSeq names its product zinc finger, CCHC domain containing 9 (gene zcchc9). Gene Ontology annotation, molecular function: nucleic acid binding; zinc ion binding. Lineage: Eukaryota; Metazoa; Chordata; Actinopteri; Siluriformes; Ictaluridae. The transcript has 8 exons. The record is from RefSeq and is a predicted model, not a curated record. Bases 140 to 1057 code for a protein of 305 amino acids.